GUCCUGAAUCAUGAAGAUCCAGCUGCUUGUCUCUACCGGGAUCUUAUUGGUUGCUCUCCAGCCCUGCCAUGAGUGCAGAACCCUCAGCAAGGGAGCCCCGGCCGCUCCCGCCGCCAGUAGCGUUCUGCAGCAGCUAGAUUUCCAAGAACAACCCCAAUCGCUCCCCAUAUUGCUCCGCAUGGGAGAAGAAUAUUUCUUGCGCUUGGGUAGCCUUCGUAAGAACCCCGCUGCUCCCGCCGCCGCCGGAUCCUUCUCCUCCACUACCAGCACGAGCACCAGCAGCAGCCCCCUAGCUACGUCCGCGUCCGCGGGCAACUUUUUCAGAGCCGUCGUCCAACAGCUGCAGCAGCUGCAGCACUUCCAAGAACGCUCGUUAGAGGGCGCCCCCGACUCCUGGGACGGCGAAGACGACGGCGCCCACCUACAGGCCACGGAGAAGGAGAAACGAUCCGAGGAGCCGCCGAUCUCCUUGGAUCUGACUUUCCAUCUCCUCCGAGAAGUCUUGGAGAUGGCCCGAGCGGAGCAGUUGGCGCAGCAGGCUCAUAGCAACAGGAAACUGAUGGAAAUCAUCGGGAAAUGAAGCGCUCUCCUUUGCCUGGCCCCGACCAAAGAGCUCCUCCAGUUAGCGCACAGCCCUUCGACCUAGAUCCACUUACACCGCUCCCUCGCGCCCUUCCCCUUCCCUCUCCCUCCUCCUCCUUUUAUUCGAAAGCUUUAUCGAAGUAGCCUUGAAUAGCAUGUCCGGCGUCGUACCCAAGUGUCGUCGUUUGUAACUUCUUUUUUCUUUUCUCACCCGUCCUGUUCCCAGGCAAGAUUCAGGUUUAGGCG
Ahaetulla prasina is the source of this 828-nucleotide messenger RNA. It is a transcript of the gene CRH, whose product is annotated as corticotropin releasing hormone. Gene Ontology annotation, biological process: negative regulation of glucagon secretion; positive regulation of cortisol secretion; negative regulation of epinephrine secretion. The record is from RefSeq and is a predicted model, not a curated record. Gene Ontology annotation, cellular component: extracellular region. Gene Ontology annotation, molecular function: corticotropin-releasing hormone activity. The transcript has a single exon. The coding region runs from base 11 to 580 and encodes 189 amino acids. Lineage: Eukaryota; Metazoa; Chordata; Lepidosauria; Squamata; Colubridae.